CUUGGGCACCAGUUGCUGACCAAUUGUGAAGAUCAUGCAAGAGUGCGUGACGUCUUUGUCAUCUGGAUCGAAUUGUCUCCGGGAAUUUGCGGAAUGAGAAUUUUAGCUCAGCUCCAGCCUUACUAUGUCUAGAAUGUCUCACGGAUACUAUACCUCCUCAGGAUCUCUUUCGGCUCGAGUCGCCUCUGUUGCAAGCUCAGAGUUCUCGCUUCAUCUCUGUGCCGUAAUGCUCUGCCUGUUGCUGCCUCAGCCUUGAGUUCUGUAAGAGUCUUCGUCUUCACCAUGGCGUUCGAGAGAGAGAACGCAGAAUUAAACAUACCCUCCGUUCAGGAGAUUCGUGAAAUGUUAUCAGUGUCUGCAGUGAGUAGAUUAAGCGCUUACUCUCAAGCAGAGGAGCUGGAUAUGACUACAAUGAUAGAGCUCGCAGCCAGAGGAUACUUCAUCGAGAAGCUGCAAUUGAUGAUAGAGCUUGAUCUGAACGAUCAAAUAAGCGAGGACUCUGAGGUAAUCGGUCUCGGUAGAGCUUUCCAGCAACGAGCUUUUCUGGGUCUUGAAAUCUUGGCCUUGUCAGAUAAUAAAGUAGAUGAGAUUGCGAUGACACAGUUGCUCAAAGCGGUUCAAAUGGGGAACUUGUCCAACUUGAGAGAGCUCCAUCUCUACAACAGUGAAUUGUAUUUGGCAGGUGCCGACCUGCUAGCUGAAGCCCUCAAGUCUGGACACUUAUCGAAGCUUGAGUUACUUGAUAUGUCUCACAACAAUAUCGGGGAUAGAGGCUUGAUUGCGAUUGCAGAUGCCCUGUCAUCCGGGCAAGUACCAGAGCUGAACGCUUUUUCUAUAGGAGAGAAGCCUCAAGGUAAAGGAUUCCACUCGAAAGGAGCAGAGGCUGUGGCAAGCAUGUUAAAAUCAGGACAGUUACCGCGGCUGGAGGUUUUGAGACUGUGUCGAGUCGUCGAAGAGCAGGGGAUGAUUGCCAUCAUACAAGCUCUGGAGUCGGGACUGACGGGAGACUUUAAGGCCCUUGAUCUCUUUAUGUGUGAAAUCGGACUGGAAGCAUCUAAGUCUCUUGCGAAAACGCUUCGGUCAUCGAGUUUCAUGUCCCUGUCACUGCUUUGUGUCUGUGACAGUCCUUCAAUGGGUGACGAAGGAGUUUCGCUUGUUUUAGAUGCUCUGAGCUCGGGAAACACAAGUAAUUUGAAGACUUUGCAGCUGAGUAACGUACAGAUGAGAGAUGAAGGAUGGGCAAAGAUGGCAGGGCUACUAGAAGCAGGGCACCUCCCUCAUCUUGUGUGCUUAAAUGGUAAGGAUGAUGCGCCUUUGUCCGAAACUAGUGCUCAAGCAUUGGCAAAGGCUUAUCAAACCAAUAAUUCUUUGAACGUUCAAUUGUCUGUUGUGUGGCCCAAUAGAAGUAUCCAGACUCAGGUGAGGAAGCUUCAACGUAGGAACAGUUAUAGAUUAAAUAUAGCUGAAUAGAACAUUAAUCUUUGCAUGCAGGCUUUGAUGCACAUUGGCAAUAGACCGAAUCGAUUACCAGUCAUUCAUUCUGAGGCAUUCUGCACUCGAUUGGCUAAUGCUUACCAAAACAUCACUACUUUCUUCGAAUUAUUCAUAAUCAUGUAGGAAGCCUUGUAUUGGACUGAUUUGUUCCGCUCGACAAGCUUAAACAACUUGCAAUAUA
This is a messenger RNA of Marchantia polymorpha subsp. ruderalis, 1675 nucleotides long. The record is from the annotation of a GenBank genome assembly. Lineage: Eukaryota; Viridiplantae; Streptophyta; Marchantiopsida; Marchantiales; Marchantiaceae.